GAAAAGAUUACUUUUUUAUAUAAAAAAAUUUGCAUUACAAUCCUGACAUAAAAAAAAAGAAGUGAAAGAAAAGGAAAAGGGAAAAGUAAAAUCCCUAGGUCAACUGUGUUCCCUCCUCCUGAAGCCAUGAGUUGCAGUGAAUGCUUAGAAUGGGUUUACACGGUGGCAGCGUGAAAAAAUUACUUGUUUUUCUUGUUGAAAAUUCUUAAGCGGCAGCAACAGAUAUACAUGGAAGAGGAAAGAGUUUUGAACGAACACCUACCAACUGCAAAGUGGAAACAUGGAAACAUGAAGAAAGAAAAGAGACAAAGAAAAUCCCGCACCAGAGGAUAUGCCAGAGUUACCAUGAAGCAGUACAACAGGAAGGAGUGGGCUUUGGCUUUGAAAAGGGGACAAUCAAGUUGGAGAGGGGGAUCACUGAUCAUCACCACUUAGAGAGCGAGAGACUUCGGACCAGAGAGAAAGGAGGAGAAACGACUGUUGUGUGAACCUAGCUGCCCAGUCAACUUCACUUUCCGGCGCCUGCAAGAUCAUUUUUGGUUGCCAAAAGAGAAGUUCGGUCGAGGAGAGCAAAGGGAAUUAGAACCCAAGAGGAAAAGCAUCUUGAAGCUGCGAAGAACUUACGCUUACGGGGUAACGUGCGAUACCAUCAAAGGUGGUUGUUGUCUUUGAACGUGUUCGUUGAACGCGAAUUCGUUAGAGUACUGUUUCCCUUCCCCAAAUUCACUACGCGAGUGAGAGUUUCGAUUUAGAGAUUAAUUUUUGAGCUACGGUCCUGCACCGCAUUGCCAUACAUGGGCGCUUCAGAAUCUACUCUCUCAAGCGGACAGACGCCUGAUGACAGAAUCACCACCAUAACGGAGCGAUCGGAAGCUUCUGACCCUAUUUUGGAGCGCCUUAAAUCUCUCAAAAUUACACCACCGAUAUUGACCUCUCCCCCAACAGAGGGUACUUUAACUGAUAUUUUGGUGAGGAAGCCUUCGUCGUCUUCGUUUUCAGGUACAGUGAAUCCCAAGGUUCUAUUGGAGCUCUUCUCAAUGUACCGCGAUUGGCAGGAGAAAAAGGCCCAAGAGAUAACCAAAAGACAGGAGGAUAUAGAAAACAAAAUAGAAGUUGCAGAUGCUUUGGCAAUCAAACUUCUUCAGCGAUAUAAUCAUUCAAAAUCUACAAUGAAGAGUGCUUCGCAGCAUCUAUCCGGAGGUGGAAAUUGGAGAGCUCAAAGGAAGGUUGACUGAGGUGAUCAGUAAUUGCGAUGCAUUGUGCAAGAGGAUUGAAACAGAGGGCUCAGAAUCUCUCCGGUCAUCUAUCAAACCUUUUUCUAUUGCUACGGCUGACCAAAAAACCGGCUCAAGUUCGUCUACUUUGCCGACAGUUCCUAAAAUAAAUCCACCUUCUGCCGAAGAAUAGUUUGAUUUUUGCUCAUAUUUUGAGAAGCUUCCUACAUUCUUAUCGAAUUUGAGGUGCUCGAGAUUCCGAAGAACGGUUGGAUCACAUUCACGUGAUAGACUAAUUUUUUUAUGGGGCCAUGUUUUGGAGGGCAUGAAACUUCGCUUUAAUUGGGACCAAAUCAUGGCUACCACAGCAACCCAGCCAUGUUUUGAUGCUUCUAUGGGAGCUACGAUGUCCGUCACCGACACGCACAUUUUUCUUUGGUUGCUAAUUGGAGGCAAAUAAUUGAAAGGACGAGAUAACAAAUACGUGAUCGGAUCUAAAGUGAUAACAUUUGUCAUUUUUUGUUGGGUCUCUUAACGUCGUUGUUUCGACUUUUCGACAACGGUGACAAUUUCAGUAUAAAUUAAGCACGUGAUCGUGUAAUUGUGCCACAUGUUGCCAAUGUCUUUAUUGAUGUCAACUAAAGAUAUAUUUUGUCAUCUUCAAAUUAUGUCAGAUGUCAAAUAAAGAUGUUAAUCCUUUUGUUACAGUACACAA
Messenger RNA from Vigna angularis (adzuki bean), 1929 nucleotides. RefSeq lists its product as uncharacterized. Bases 795 to 1235 code for a protein of 146 amino acids. NCBI's taxonomy places the organism in Eukaryota, Viridiplantae, Streptophyta, Magnoliopsida, Fabales, Fabaceae. The transcript has 7 exons. The record is from RefSeq and is a predicted model, not a curated record.